GCGAAACCAUCGGAGCUCAACAAACAUACCUAAGCCACCGCCCCGCCCCGCCGCUCCACCUUUCCAAUCUCUCAUCAUGUCGACGCCGUCUGCAUCCCGGCCCAGCGGCCCCAUCCUUUUGAGCCCCUUUCCCAACUACCAAUCCGCAUCGCUCUCCCGCGUCAAGCUCUCCGCCAGCGGCUCGCCGGUCAAGUCCUUCAGCGUCUCGUCUCCCGCCUCCUCCCCCACCGCCGCCCCCAAAAUCCGUCGGUCCUGCAUGUGCUCCCCGACGAACCACCCUGGCUCGUUCCGAUGCAGCCUCCACAAGGAACGCAAGCAGCAGGCCCCGGCCGCCGGCAGCUGCAGCAAACCCGCCUCUCCGCCUUCGCCGCCGUCGAAGCGCACGGUGAGCCCGUUCGCGCAGCUCGUCCCCAGCGGCAGCGGCUGCUCUAGACGGUCGUACAGCGGGCUGGCGCAGCGCGUACCCAUGGGGAGCGGGCACUGGGCGCGCAAGGCGCUCGUGCCGUCCCCCGCGGUGCAGCAGCUGCAGCACCGGAAGCGAGUGGUGGAGCGGUUCCACGCCGGGCCCAGCCGGCUCUCCGCCGCCUCCAUGGCCGGCCGCAGCAACCAGUAAAAAACAACAUCGUCGACAUGCCAUAGCAGCAAGAUACGUACAUACUGCACAAAGUGUAAAUAGGAAAGAAAUUCCCCGAAUAAUCCCGUUCGCUGUAUAGAAGGAAGAUCGGUGGGGAUUAGGCCGGCCCAGAAGAUUGGAGUUUUAAGACCCAAUUCGAUUAGCUAGCCAGUAGAUACUGUACAUAGAGUAAGUCUCUUCUUCCUCUCCGCUCCGCUGCACAUAGAGUGAGUUGUUCCUCGUCCUCUCUGCUCCACUUGUACAUAGAGUGAGCUCUCAUCCUCUCUGCAUAUAUAUCAAUACAUGAGUGACAAAUUGGAGACAAAUUGGAUAGCUGUGUAUAGCCCUUGAUUUUGGUUCUGGAUAUAUAUCAAUACAUGAGUGAC
Molecule: messenger RNA, 999 nt
Organism: Triticum dicoccoides
Lineage: Eukaryota; Viridiplantae; Streptophyta; Magnoliopsida; Poales; Poaceae
Exons: 1
Coding region: 77-613 (178 amino acids)
Source: RefSeq, a predicted model, not a curated record